Notechis scutatus (mainland tiger snake) is the source of this 5025-nucleotide messenger RNA. It is a transcript of the gene PCSK1, whose product is annotated as proprotein convertase subtilisin/kexin type 1. Gene Ontology annotation, molecular function: serine-type endopeptidase activity. The record is from RefSeq and is a predicted model, not a curated record. Gene Ontology annotation, cellular component: neuron projection; membrane. Gene Ontology annotation, biological process: peptide hormone processing. Lineage: Eukaryota; Metazoa; Chordata; Lepidosauria; Squamata; Elapidae.
GAGCGGCUCCUCCUCUUCCCCCGGGAACAUCCAGCAAGAAUCCAGGCCGGGAGAUUUGACGUCAGGGAGCGCUUUCGUCCUUUUGACGUGGAAGCCACUCAUUCCCAUUCUGGCCGUGGCGGCUCCGAGCCCGGCUCCAGCAUGAGACGAGCGGAGAGCGAAGGAGGAGACGGCGGCGAGGCACUUUCUUAGCAACUGCCCGCUCCUUCCUCUCCCGUAGCAACCGGAGCCCAAGGGGACUUUCCUCGCCUUCUCCAGCCCAACCAUUCCCGACUUCUUCCGCCUGCCUCGUAACACGCUAGAAUUCAUCUCCUCUCCCCCACCAACCCCGCCACGGAAAGUAUCCCUCCCUUUCGCUCUGCCGGGGCCAUGGAAAAGAGAUGCCGGGCAGGGCAGGGCGUGAUCGGGGCUCUCCUCUGCGCUUGGACGGUGGUCCUGCUGGCCAAGGCAGAGCGGCAGUUUGUCAAUGAAUGGGCAGCCGAGAUCCCCGGAGGUAUAGAAGCGGCGCGGCUCAUAGCAGACGAACUGGACUACGAACUUCUGGGACAGAUUGGACUCCUGGAAAAUCAUUAUCUAUUUAGACAUAAGGACCACCCUAGAAGAUCUCGACGAAGUGCUUCUCAUAUCACUAGACAACUCACAGAUGAUGAUCGUGUGACUUGGGCAGAACAACAGUAUGAAAAAAAGCGAACUAAACGUUUUGAAUUAGGAGACUCAGCAGAAAAUUUAUUCAAUGACCCAAUGUGGAGCCAACAAUGGUACCUGCAAGAUACAAGAAUCAACCGAUCUUUGCGUAAAUUGGAUCUCCAUGUCCUUCCAGUGUGGCAAAAGGGCAUCACAGGCAAAGGAGUUGUCAUAACAGUGCUUGAUGAUGGCUUGGAGUGGAAUCACACAGACAUUUACUUUAACUACGAUCCUGAUGCAAGUUAUGAUUUCAAUGACAAUGAUCAUGAUCCAUUUCCCAGAUAUGAUCCUACAAAUGAAAAUAAACAUGGAACACGAUGUGCGGGAGAGAUUGCCAUGCAAGCAAACAAUCUAAAAUGUGGAGUUGGAGUGGCAUACAAUUCUAAAGUUGGAGGGAUCAGAAUGCUAGAUGGCAUAGUCACAGAUGCCAUUGAAGCUAGUUCAAUUGGGUUCAAUCCUGAUCACGUGGAUAUUUACAGUGCCAGUUGGGGUCCAAAUGAUGAUGGGAAAACUGUUGAGGGACCUGGCAGACUAGCUCAGAAGGCUUUUGAAUAUGGAAUUAAAAAGGGAAGAAAAGGGAAAGGUUCCCUUUUUGUCUGGGCUUCUGGGAACGGUGGCCGCCAAGGAGAUAACUGUGACUGUGAUGGUUACACAGACAGCAUCUACACAAUCUCCAUCAGCAGUGCUUCACAGCAAGGCCAUUCUCCUUGGUAUGCAGAGAAGUGUUCGUCAACACUGGCCACAGCAUACAGCAGUGGGGACUAUUCUGACCAGAAAAUUAUAAGUGCGGAUCUACACAAUGAAUGCACAGCCACUCACACGGGGACCUCUGCAUCUGCUCCUUUAGCUGCAGGGAUUUUUGCUCUAGCCCUAGAAGCCAAUCCUAAUCUAACCUGGAGGGAUAUGCAACAUUUGGUAGUCUGGACAUCUGAAUUCGAUCCACUGGCCAACAAUCCAGGAUGGAAGAAAAAUGGAGCUGGUCUGAUGGUGAACAGCCGAUUUGGAUUUGGAUUACUCAAUGCUAAAGCACUGGUGGAUUUGGCUGAUCCCAAAAGCUGGAAAGGAGUACCAGAGAAGAAAGAAUGCAUAGUUAAGGACAGUGACUUUCAGCCGAGGUUAUUAAAAUCUAGUGGUGAAGUUACAAUUGAAAUUCCUACCACAGCUUGUGAAGGCCAAGAAAAUGCCAUUAAAUCCUUGGAACAUGUACAGUUUGAAGCAACAAUUGAAUAUUCCCGCAGGGGUGACCUUCAUGUGACCCUGACUUCCCCAUCAGGGACCAAAACAGUCUUACUGGCUGAACGGCAAAGAGAUAAAUCACCUUAUGGUUUUAAGGACUGGGAUUUUAUGUCAGUUCACACCUGGGGUGAAGAUCCAACAGGAACAUGGAUUUUAAAAAUAAUUGAUAUGUCUCAAAGAAUACAAAAUGAAGGCAGAAUUGUGAACUGGAAAUUGAUUCUGCAUGGCACUUCUACCCGACCUGAACAUAUGAAGCAACCUCGCAUCUAUACAUCAUACAACACUGUCCAAAAUGACAGGAGAGGGGUGGAAAAGAUGAUAGACUCUAUGGAGGACCACACCACUCAAGAAAACCUGAGUGACAAACACAAAGUGAGAGGAAGCAAACAGCAAAACCAAGAUGUGGUUCCUUCUGAUGCAAUGCUCCGUCUACUGCAAAAUGCAUUCCAUAGUCAGCUGGUUGGGAAUCAUUUACCAAAGAAGAUGCUAAAUGAAAACACAGAUAUUCCAUAUGAACAUUUCUAUCAAGCUCUCGAGAAACUAAACCAAGGCCCCCAGCUGAGAGACUCAGAGGAGUCUCUAUAUAGUGACUAUGUUGACCUUUUUUACAAUUCAAAAUCAUAUAAACACAGGGAUGACAGACUACUACAAGCUUUGGUUGAUAUUCUAAAUGAGGAAAAUUAAGAAAAAGUCCUUGGCAGAAACACUAGGUUGGAAAUAUUCACAUCUCCAUUGCACUCCUAAUUUCAGACUAAUUAUCAUCUUUCCAUGAAUACAAUUGGCAUUAUUCUAUAUUUAACAAUUGCCUAAAGAAUAAGGAAAACAAAAAGUUUGUUAGAUAUGAAAUGACAACCUAUUAAUUCAAAGCAAUCAAUAAUCCUUUCAGAUAGGCAGCCUCCUUCAGGAACAAGUAAAACCAAUAUCUCUAGGAAAUAGCAUAAAUUCACUGCAACAGUUGUGUUUAUUAUCCCUUCUGUUCAAACACAAAUACUUUAGAUUUUAUUUCUAUUGGCCUAUCUCAAAAUGUAACGUUGUUUGGAGAUACUAGGAGACUUGUCUGUAUUUCUAUUAUGGUCCCUGAGCACAAAAAAGCAUAGUGUGUUGUCCUUCUUCUUGGUAGCUCUCAUCCCAAUUUUUGAAACUAGAAAGCCACAUCCAUGUUUUAGGCAUAUAAUACAUUUAAAGGUAGCUCAAAUGAGAUUGAAAGGGGCCCAAGCUAAAUGUGCAACCAAUAGUAUUUCAGACAAAAGGAAACUUGGAAAAGAUGUCUUCCCACUGAUUUAGUGAGCACUAUCCUGUACAUGCUUUCUACUAAAUAAAUCCCAUUGAUUUCGGUGGGUCUCACUCUGAGAUAAAUAUGCAUAGGAUUAUAACUCUAUUGAACUCAUGGGGAAGACUUGUAGAAGAAACAAGGCAGUGUCCUCAUAAUAUCCUGCCAAUUUCUUUCAGCCCAAAUAUUGAAAUGUAUUUAUCUUAGACCCAGUUUUUAGUUCCUUUUCCCUCACAGCUUCCUUUUUAAAAACACCUUUCCCCUUUAUUUGGGUAAAUCUCAACAAAUGUGGCACUUCUUCACUCUGUUCUUUUCAUCAGGAGAAUUUAUUACAUUAGCCAAGCCAGGCACAGAUUUUGGAAAAAUCAAAAUGUCUGCCCUGUUUAUUUCAGAGGACAAGACAAAAAGAGUUUGCUAGCAAAAACAAUCUGUGGCAAUUGGAGUUAAGUCCAAAUGGAAAAGUAUUAGAUUUUCUCCUUCACUUCUAUGAAUAUCAGCCUUUGUUAGGGUCUCAGGUUCAUACAGUUCAAGAGAUAGAAUUCUCAGAAGAGAGAGAGAUUAAAAAAGAAAUUCUGAAUUUAAAUAUCAAAACACUGAAUAGCAUUAUAAUUGGUAUUUUAUUUUUUUCACCCAUUGAUGACACUUUUCCCUUCAAAACUGAUAUGACCAGAAGCCAGAGUCAAAGACCAGAGCAGCUUUUUAAAGUAAUAAAAUAUUCCUUUUUUAAAAAUGGUUUGGCUGUUACAUUAGACAUGGCAGCAUUUAUGGAGAGUAAGGAUUAGGGUGAAGCCUGUCAGAGACUGGAAUAGAUAAAAAUAUGGAAAAGAAAUCAUGAAGGAAAUGAAGAAAAAAUAGGCAUAAAAAGACUGCAAGAUCAGAAGAAGAAAAAAGAAGGGAUGGAAAGCAGAUUACAGGCUGAAAGCUAUGCCUGAAAAAUUACUUUCUCAUUGAACUAUAGGUAUAAGAAAAAUCAUCAAUAAGAUACAAAAUAACAUAUAAAUCAUACAGGGUUUUACCUUUUCCCAAGGGGGAAAGUACAUGUAGUCAGUCAGUUAUUAAAAUAAAAACAAUCAUGUUACCAAAACACUCUAUUUUUGCCUCAGAGUUACAUUUGGAACCACAAACAUUAGACUAGGCACACAGGUUGCCACCAUGCCUUAGAUUAAUCAAGUCUUGAAUGUUAGCAAGUUGGUCUUACUGGCUCUAGAUGCUGCAAAAAUGGGCUGGAGGAAUCAUGCUGUCCACAUUUUACCAACACAUGGCUUAAAAUCUCAGAGCAAACAAUUAUCUUAUUUGGGAAAAGCUUAUUCUCCAUUUAUUUUACUAGCCAUGUGCUUCCAACUACAAAAAUGGAGCAACAGGGACAUCGUCUGUCCAUCAAUUGCAUGGGAAGACACAAUUUGUCAUUCUGAUCAUGUGGUCUGGCAAGAUCAGCAUGGAAAGGCAGCAGCCACGAGCAGCAUAAAAUCAGACACACUUCUUACCUGCUGCUAGUGGUUCCUUGCAGGGAAGGCAAAAAUCUUGUGUUUUUUAAAAACAUUUUGAUAUUUUGGGAAGAGGUUUCUAUGAAUUUUAUAAAUUCUAUUAAAGGAACAGAAUUAUAAUAAGAAUUAUAAUUAUCCAUUUUCCACUUAAUUUAAACAUGGUAUUAUUUUUUUCACGGAAUAAAUUCCAUUAGUAUUUCUUACCAGUGUUCUGUAUUUACAAUAAGAGCAGCAGAAAGUUCAGACAAAGAAUCACCUAAAUAGAAAGCCUGACUAGAAUACAAGAUUUGCUCAUUACUACAAGGCUAUCACAAGGAAGAGGAUAUGGCUUUAUUCUCCACAAUGACAAAG